Messenger RNA from Bufo gargarizans (Asiatic toad), 4539 nucleotides. It is a transcript of the gene SLC37A1, whose product is annotated as solute carrier family 37 member 1. The transcript is spliced from 20 exons. Gene Ontology annotation, molecular function: glucose 6-phosphate:phosphate antiporter activity. The record is from RefSeq and is a predicted model, not a curated record. NCBI's taxonomy places the organism in Eukaryota, Metazoa, Chordata, Amphibia, Anura, Bufonidae. Gene Ontology annotation, biological process: glucose-6-phosphate transport; phosphate ion transmembrane transport. Gene Ontology annotation, cellular component: endoplasmic reticulum membrane. Bases 153 to 1748 code for a protein of 531 amino acids.
GGCGACAGCAGGUGAUAAAAGGGCAGCGCCGGGAGAUGAGCCCUGUAUGAGGAAGUCACAGCUUCUCCCCAACAAGCAGGAAAUACAGAGAGAAAUAUAUAGAGAGAGAAACAGCAGCUGGACGCUCCUCUUCUCCCCUCACUGGACAAUAAAUGGCCACUUUGCCUCCUGGGAUCCGCUUCUUCCUGUCGUUUUCUAAGGACCAGUGGUUUCGAGCUCUGGUUUUGUUUCUCACCUAUCUGCUCUAUUGCAGCUUCCAUCUGUCUAGGAAGCCAAUUACUAUAGUUAAGGGAGAGUUACACAAACACUGCUCAGAGCCCAAUGAGGUUGAACCACACAGCUACAAGGAGUUUGUCAUCUUGAAGCCCCUGCCCUCGUCCACGGUCCACAAUGCCUCCCGCUGCGGUUGGGCGCCAUUCGAUAAGAAGAAUUAUAAGCAGCUGCUUGGGGCCCUGGACUACUCCUUCCUGUGUGCGUACGCCGUGGGGAUGUACCUGAGUGGGAUGAUUGGAGAGCGUUUGCCCCUCCGCUAUUUCCUGUCUUCUGGCAUGGUGGCCAGUGGCUUCUUCACUGUCCUCUUUGGAUUGGGAUAUUUCUACAACAUCCACAACCUGACCUACUACAUCAUCAUCCAGGUGCUGAAUGGUUUGGUUCAGACCACAGGGUGGCCGAGUGUAGUCACCUGCAUUGGAAACUGGUUUGGAAAAGGAAGGAGAGGUCUCAUCAUGGGAGUCUGGAACUCGCACACCUCUGUGGGUAACAUCUUGGGGUCCCUCAUUGCUGGAUUCUGGGUGUCCUCCUGUUGGGGGAUGUCAUUCGUGGUCCCUGGGGUGAUUAUUGGAGUCAUGGGCGUCGUCUGUUUCCUGUUCCUCAUAGAGCAUCCUCGAGACAUCAAGAUCGAGAGUCCUCCUCUGUCUCCUCCAAACGUCUCAUGUAAUGGACUGAAGAUCCAAAAUCAAAUCCUAAAGGCGGAAGAAUCUUAUCCUGAAAAGAACUGGGAGAUGCAGAAUAUGCUGGGUCCUACACCCGUGUACCCCACUCAUCAUGUGGUCAUUCUGCAGAGGGACCCCAGUGCUGGGAGGAGCGGAACAUCUGCCAUCAGCUUCUUUGGGGCACUACAAAUACCAGGGGUGGUAGAGUUCUCCAUGUGUUUGUUAUUUGCCAAACUGGUCAGUUACACGUUCCUGUUCUGGUUGCCGCUCUACAUGACCAGUGUGGGUCAUAUGGAUGCUCGUCAUGCCGGAGACUUGUCAACAUUGUUUGAUGUUGGUGGAAUUAUUGGUGGAAUUCUGGCGGGAGUAAUUUCUGACAAAUCCCACAAGCGAGCAACAACCUGUGGAGUAAUGCUGCUGUUUGCAGCCCCCACGCUUUACUUCUUUUCGGCCGUCAGUAAAACAGGACCAGCAUCUACAGUGGUGAUGUUGCUGGUCAGUGGAGCUCUGGUCAAUGGACCGUAUUCCCUCAUCACAACAGCUGUGUCUGCUGACCUGGGAACUCACAAUUCAUUGAAAGGAAAUGCCCAUGCUUUAUCCACAGUGACUGCUAUCAUAGACGGGACAGGCUCUGUGGGUGCUGCCCUUGGUCCUCUGCUCGCUGGUCUUCUGUCUCCCUAUGGCUGGCACAAUGUAUUUUUCAUGCUCAUGAUAAGCGAUGCAUUCGCCUUGUUGUGUUUAUUACGUCUCAUCAAGAAAGAAUUGAAAUGUGUCCGGCAGCCAGUAGUAGAACAGACAGAGUGGAAGGAACAUUAAGAAGAGGAACAUUAGUCCCGUGGCCAUGUUACAACAUGAAGAUUUUGCACCUUUGACAGGAUCAGAUACAUGCUGUGUAUGGUCUCCACACUGCGGUCCCAUAUCUGACCAUGGAUCUUGAAUAUGUCUAUAUAUCUUAUUUCUACACACGAGUAUCUCAAUGUCCGAUUACUAAGGCAUAAAGAAUGACACCAGUUUAUGGGCACAAACUGUAUGGAGACACCUGGAGCCGCUGCACCUCUAUAAUCUGGAGUCGGAUUACAGGGAGACUGAUUCGAGUGGACAGUACUUCUGUAGUGUUCACAUCAUGUUGAAUGUCUAUGUCAUGACCAAUAUGUGAAAUGGAUGCCUCUAAUGGGUGUCCUACAUUGCCUUCCAUCAUCCACUGACUUCCACUGUAAAGAUGUUUAAGGCAGGCGGUUUUUGACUGAAUGCCGUUGUAUGAAAUAACACCAUCUACUCCGCUAUACUGACACAUCCUGACAUGUUAUAACCAGACGGAGGCCAUGAAGACACUCUUUUGGCCCCCCCCCCCAUAACCCUCUGGACACAUUUAGUGCUUAAGGAGCUUCAGACAAGACUAGUAUGAUGCGAACAUUCGAUGAGAAUCCAACCGAAACCUCUGUAUGAAGUGGUAGGUACAAUAUGGAGUGUAUACAGUGCAUUGGGAAAGUCCUCAGCCCCUCUCAUAUUGACAUAAGUAUUCCACCUCUUUACUCAGGAGUUGGUUGAAGCCCCUUUGGCAGUAUUUCCAGCCUCUAGUCUUCUUGGGGAUGAUGCCACAAGGUUUACACAUGGAUUUAGGGAUUUUCAGUCAUUCUUCUCUGCAGAUCCUCUCCAGCUCUUUCAGGUUGGAUGGGGGCUGUCGGUGGACAGCCAUUUUCAGGUCUCUGGUUUUAGGGCUCUGGCUGGGCCACUUAAGGACAUUUACAGAGAUGUCCCUAAGUGGCUGUGUGCUUAGGGUCUUGCCUUGUUGUAAGGUUACCUUUUGGCCCAGUCUGAGUUCCAGAGCUCUAGAUAAGGUUUUCAUUAAGAAUAUCUCUGCUCUAUUCUGUGUUCCCUCAACCCUGACCAGACUCCUUGUCCCACCAUCAUGAUGCUGCCUCCACCAUGCUUUGCUGUAGGGAUGGUAUUGGGCAGGUGAUGAGCGGCGCCUAGUCUCCUCCAGACAUGACGCCUAGAAUUGAGGCCAGAAAGUUCUAUCUUGGUUUCACCAGAGGAGAGAAUCUUGUUCCUAACAGUCUGAUGUCCUUUAGAUGCUUUACUACAAACUCCAGGCGGCUUUCAUGUGUCUUUUACUGAAGAGAGGCUUCUUUCCGGCCACUCUGCCAUAAAGCCCAGAUUGGUAGAGGCUGCAGUGAUGGCUGACCUGGAUCACAGGGUCUUUAGAGCUCAGCCAGAGUGACCAUUGGGUCACCUCUGUUACCAAGGCCCUUUCCCCUAAUUACUUAGUUAGGGGGGGGGGGGCAGCUGUAGCAACAGUCCUGGCUGUUGUUCUUCUUCCAUGUAAGAAUUGUGGAGGCCACUGCGCUCCUGCAAACCCCUUCUCCAAAUCGGUGUCUCCACACAAUCCCGUCUCUGAGCUAUACAGGCAGUUCUCUCCUCAUGGCUUGGUUUUUGCUCUUAUAUGCAUUGUCUGAGAGAUCUUAUAUAGACAGGGCUGUGUCUUUUCAAAUCAUCUCCAGUCCAUAGAAUUUACCACAGGUGGCUCCAAUCAACAUGCAGAACAUCUCAGAGAUGAUCCAGAGAAAUGGGAGGGCCUAGAGCUAAAUGUCAAACAUUGCAGUAAAGGGGCUGAAUACUUUUGUCCUGAGUAAAGGGGCUGAAUAUUUCUGUUCUCACUUUCUCAUUAUGGGGAUUGAGGACAGAAUGAUGGGGGAACUGAUAGCACGAGGAGCGAGAUAACAAAAUGUGAGGAAAAUGAUAGGGUGUGAGGACUUUCCCAAAGCACUGUAUGUGGCUGACAUCAUUACCUCAGGGAAGUUCUCUCCUAAGCCCAUAGCAUUGCUCUGACAGUAUACGUGUCCGUUCUGUGAAUCAGCCGAGCCCAUAGUCUCUCUCUGACAGUAUACGUGUCCGUUCUGUGCAUCGGCUGAGCCCAUAGUCUCUCUCUGACAGUAUACGUGUCCGUUCUGUGCAUUGGCUGAGCCCAUAGUCUCUGUGUAAACGACUGUUCUGUGCAUCGGCUGAGCGCACGGUCUCUAUCGGACAGUGUACAUAUCCGUUCUGUGCAUCGGCUGAGCCCAUGCUCUCUCUCCACUGGUGUACAUAUCCGUUCUGUGCAUUGGCUGAGCCCAUAGUCUAUCUCUCCGAUGGUGUACAUGUCCGUUCUGUGCAUUGGCUGAGCCCAUGCUCUCUCUCCACUGGUGUACAUAUCCGUUCUGUGCAUCGGCUGAGCGCACGGUCUCUAUCGGACAGUGUACAUAUCCGUUCUGUGCAUCGGCUGAGCCCAUGCUCUCUCUCCGAUGGUGUACGUGUCUGUUCUGUUUGUCUGUACCACUAAGGUCAAUCGCCCUGUGGACACUGUGUAUAUAGUUACAGUAUUUAUUAUCCUCCUGUGAGAUUUGUAUGUAUUCUGUAUUGUUUUACCUGAACUUUUAUGUGCGCCCCGGCCUAUCCUUGAGCAGUGAUAUGGAGAGCCGUCAUGUAUGGUGGACGCCACUUUCCUAGUGAAUAUCUCCUCCCCAAGCACUGGAAUCAACAUGGCUGAUGUGGUUACCAAGCCGUGUUCACCACCAUAUUCUAAGAGGAUCUUAUACAUGGCCGCAUUGAAAUGCAGUAAGAACGUGUU